Messenger RNA from Phalaenopsis equestris, 381 nucleotides. RefSeq lists its product as uncharacterized. The record is from RefSeq and is a predicted model, not a curated record. Gene Ontology annotation, biological process: protein import into nucleus. The transcript is spliced from 2 exons. NCBI's taxonomy places the organism in Eukaryota, Viridiplantae, Streptophyta, Magnoliopsida, Asparagales, Orchidaceae. Gene Ontology annotation, cellular component: nucleus. The annotation marks the transcript as partial.
GAGGUUGUUGACUCAACAUUCUGGCACAUAGUGAGUGAUGAGCUCGAGAAAAUCAAUGCUUCACCUUUGGGGGAGCAUCAUGGUAUCUCAAAUUCCAAAAAUGAUGACAUAUUAUGGGAGUAUGAUCACCUUUGUUUUGAAAUUGAAAGUGAAGAUCUUAUGAUGGAAAUGGAGAGGAUACUUUACAAAGACAUUAAAGAGGAAAAGAUCCGUAGAGAGUUGGAGUUGAUUGAAGAAGAAGAUGAAUACUUGGCUCGAGCAGUCUUUGAACACAUGCAGAUUAAUGAUGAUCAGGUGCAUUUUUAUUGUGCUGUUGCUACUUUAAUGCUAGAUAAUGUUCUAGCCAUUUGUUUGUGGUUCCUGUAGUUCUUUGUAAAAAUU